Messenger RNA from Phaeoacremonium minimum UCRPA7, 1059 nucleotides. RefSeq names its product putative sphingolipid long chain base-responsive protein lsp1 protein. The record is from RefSeq and is a predicted model, not a curated record. The coding region runs from base 1 to 1059 and encodes 352 amino acids. NCBI's taxonomy places the organism in Eukaryota, Fungi, Ascomycota, Sordariomycetes, Togniniales, Togniniaceae. Gene Ontology annotation, biological process: negative regulation of protein kinase activity; eisosome assembly; endocytosis. The transcript is spliced from 5 exons. Gene Ontology annotation, molecular function: lipid binding. Gene Ontology annotation, cellular component: eisosome filament; plasma membrane.
AUGCAUCGCACAUACUCCAUGCGCCAGACCAGGGCGCCGACUGCGUCCCAGAUCCAGAACCCUCCCCCGCCGCCUUCCACCACCAAGUCUGGCCGCCUCUUCGGUCGCGGCGGUUUCGGCGGUCUAGGCCAUGCUCUCCGACGCAACGCUGCCGGCGCCUUUGGCCCAGAUCUGGCCAAGAAGCUCACACAGCUGGUGAAGAUGGAGAAGAAUGUCAUGCGCAGUCUAGAGACUGUCGCCAAGGAGAGAAUGGAUGUUGCUCAACAACUCUCCAUCUGGGGCGAGGCCUGCGACGAGGAUGUCUCGGAUGUCACGGACAAGUUGGGUGUCUUGCUCUAUGAGAUCGGCGAGCUGGAAGACCAAUACGUCGACCGCUACGACCAGUACCGUGUCACUAUGAAGAGUAUUAGAAAUAUCGAGGCCUCAGUGCAGCCGAGCAGAGACCGCAAGCAGAAGAUCACCGACCAGAUCGCUCAGUUGAAGUACAAGGAGCCGAACUCGCCGAAGAUCGUUGUCCUCGAGCAGGAGCUUGUUCGCGCAGAGGCCGAGUCCCUUGUGGCCGAGGCUCAGCUGUCCAACAUCACCCGUGAGAAGAUCAAGGCGGCCUAUACCUACCAGUUCGAUGCUCUGCGGGAGCACUGCGAGAAGGUGGCCAUCAUUGCUGGAUAUGGCAAGCACUUGCUUGAGCUCAUCGACGAUACCCCUGUCACUCCUGGUGAGACCCGCGCAGCCUAUGACGGGUAUGAGGCCAGCAAGGCCAUCAUUCAGGACUGCGAGGAUUCCCUCACAAACUGGGUGACCCAGAAUGCUGCUGUUCACUCCAAGCUGUCUACUCGCGCCAGGAAUCUCUCCCAGCGCCGUCGCAACAACAUCAAGAACCGUGAGGGCCACGACUUGUCUGGCCAGGAUGCCCCGCUUAACGAUCGGGACUCCUGGGUACCUGCUGAGCACCACAAGGGAGAGGACUAUGAUGAGGAUGAAGACGAGGACGAGGAAGAUGCCCACAGCGAGGGCCUGAAUGGCGAGAGUCGAGGACGUACUGAGGCCAUUGCUGCUUAA